Messenger RNA from Periconia digitata, 1146 nucleotides. The record is from the annotation of a GenBank genome assembly. Lineage: Eukaryota; Fungi; Ascomycota; Dothideomycetes; Pleosporales; Periconiaceae.
CGACCGAUAACCAACAAUUUCAUUAACUACUUCCACGCAAACAUGGUAUCAGCUUCACUUCCUUUGCGAGCCCUUUGGGUGACCUUUUGCGCACUUUCAGUAUUUGCUGCAACUACUGCCGCAAUUUGCACAGAAGAGAAUAUUGAAGUGCGAAAGGAAUGGAGCACACUCACCACUGAAGAAAAAGCCGACUACAUCGACAGUAUCAAAUGCCUUCAGAGGAAGCCUGCAAUGACCCCGAAAGAGGCCGCCCCCGGUGUCAGGACACGUUACGACGACUUCACUGCAGCACAUGCCAACAACACCGUGCGCAUUCAUGCCAACGGUGUUUUCUUUAGCUGGCACCGACACUUCAUCUACCUCUAUGAGAAGGCCUUGAAGGAGGAGUGUGGUUUCAAAGGAGCUCUACCGUACUGGAACUGGGCAUGGUCGAGCGACAACCUUACCGCCAACCCGAUCUUUGACGGCAGCGAAACCAGUUUCGGUGGCGACGGAGCAUACAACGCUAGCGAGGCCCUCGCCAUGAGCAACGGCAAUUAUACCUUCCCGCGUGGCAACGGUGGAGGCUGCAUCGCAAGCGGUCCAUUCGCCAAUCUCACCGUGCCGUUCCGCAGCUUCACCAACGACGAACUCAGUCUCCCAGAAACUCCUACAAACGCCUUGGAUUAUGCCCCUCGCUGUGUAACUCGCGAUCUGAAUAGCGCCAUUUCCAGCGUCAACUUGAACCAGAGCGUUGUCGAUACUCUCCUUGCCCAGCCCACGAUUAAAGACUUCCAGGCCUAUGCUGAUAACCUCAUCCCUGACACGCCAUUUCUUGGUCCGCACCCUGGCGCUCACUGGGCUGUAGGAUGGGGUUUGGAAGACAAUUACGCCUCGCCUAGUGAUCCUGUCUUUUACCUCCACCAUGGCAUGGUCGACAAUGUGUGGGCCCAGUGGCAAUCCAAAGAUAUGGAGAAUAGGCAAUUCGCUGUCUAUGGUACGAACAGGACAUUGAACAUUCUCCCGGCUGCAAACGUUACCAUCGAUUUUGAGAUGCAGUUCAAUUACCUCGCGGCACCGAUAACGAUGAGAGACGUGAGCGGCACACAGCAGGGCGAGUAUUGCUAUCGCUAUGACUAUACUGAGGGUGCGCCAUCGCCAUUCUGA